UGCGCGCAGCCACGCGCAGCAGCUCAGCUGUAUGUACGUGAAUGCGAGUCGCGCUCCGCAGCUGAUGCGGCCCGUCGCCGCCGCGUCGUGGUGUUCCGUUUAGAAAAAUGCGCCGCGUCGAGAUUCGACGCCGUCGUCGUCGACCCCGCGAUCUGCGCUAACGUUCUUGACCGUCAUCGUCUUCCUAGUCUUCCUAAUAGAGUCGUACCCCUCGGUCCCGUCUUCGACCGCGCGAAGCGUCCCGCUGCCGGGAAAAUCGGACUCGGCUAGAUGAGGGCAACGUCGUUAAAUUAAUCGGUGAUGCGGUCGGUAGAAUUGAACGCGGUGUGUGGGCUAAUAGAUCACUCUUUCGCGCGCGCCCGAACAAUGGACCGUGAGGAGGAGGAGGAGGAGCAGCAGCGACGGUAGAACAAAGGGCGACCGGACUUGCGGAUCCUCCGGCUGUGCAUUACCCGUGCAUCCCGGCGGCGCGGCUGCAUUUAUUUAUACGCUGGGAGAUUUAUACCCGCUGGGAGAUGCGCGGACGUUAGCGUGGAAGACGCUUCGCGCGACCUGGACGCGCGAUUCUAAGCGAGGAUUCUUCUUGUCUGGCGAGGUCGUGUCGAUUCGGUCGGAGCGCGGGGUUGUCUAUCGCAAUUCGGUGACGGCGUUGCGUUUUUCUUCUGCGGCUUGACGACAGCGCGGGGGUGACGCUCGCGAGACAGAGAGAGAGAAAGAGCGACGCAAGAUGCACUUUGUGGUCUUUGAUUUCUUUGGGACUUGUGCGGAGCAUCCCCGCAGCGCGCGAUAAGGCUGGAGUACAUAUUCACGCGGAUGAUAAAACGUGCGUUAAAUAGAUAGAGUGGCGUCCAGGAUACAGCCAUUAUGGAGGCUUUGCGCCUGGCUAUACAGACGCGGCUUGGGGAGAGGAUGGUCAGCAUGAGUUCAAUGCUCGUGGAGACAGUCAGCAUAAAUUAUGAAGAUUUCAAUGAGAGUUUUCUAACAUGUGGCACCUGUCUCUGUGUUUACGAUGGCAGUGAACAUACACCUAAAUUGUUACCAUGUUCACACACGGUAUGUCUGCAUUGUCUGACAAGAAUUGCUGCAUCUCAAACACGAGAAACAGGGGCGUUCAGAUGUCCUAUUUGUAGAGAAUUAAUAACAAUCCCCCGCGGAGGAGUAUCCGCGCUGCCGCCGAGUUUUCUCGUGAACCAACUUCUGGACCUCAUGUCCCGACAAAGACGAGAGGUCAUUCCAAAGUGUUCAGUUCAUAUAAAUCAGGAAUUAUUAUUUUGCGAAACUUGCGACACGGUAUUUUGUACGGUAUGCACGGGCGGGACUCACGCGGGGACAUCACCUGGAUGCACGGAACACACUAUUAUCCCGUUCAGCAUCGCGAUCAAACGAAUGUCCGAGAUACUGCUUUAUAAAGCCAACGAGUGUAUAUCAAAGUUAACACAGGCACAAGAUUCCGUGAGCACGGAGCUGCAGCGUUUGGAAGCCUCCACGGAGAGAUGUCUGAACGCAGUGGACACGGAGUUCGCAGAGAUCAUCGCCAAGAUAGAGAGACGCCGGUCAGAGCUGCAGGCUGCUGUGACCGCUGCUGCACGCGACAAGAAACACGUGCUUGAGGAGCAGCACUCCCUUAUCGAGGCGGAGAAGAGCAAGGUGGAGAGAGAAUGCGAAGGACUGCAAUAUCAGGUCGAGGUCCGGAAUAUUACCCAACGUAUUAACAGCCUGUCCGAUCAGCUCGACGCGGCGACCGCCCUCAGCGAGCCCAAGGAGAAUGCCUUUAUCACGGUCGAAUUCAAUCAUAACGACGCUCUCUCGCAGUUAGAGCAAGCACUGACUAACUUAGGACGAGUACGUUCUAGUACAACAUUACCAGGUUUAUGUCGAGCCAGGAUGAAGGAUCUGGCGAUAGUGAAGCUACAAGCGACCGUCAUAGUCGAAACGGUGGAUUAUCAUGGCCAUCCGCGGAAUGUAGGCGGUGAUCUUAUCGGCGCCGAGCUGACGCUCACAGAUAACAUCCACGUGGAAAAUCAAAGCGCUCCCAUCGAGACUGAGGUGAAGGAUCUGGAGAACGGAACUUAUGAGAUUUACUUCCGUCCGCCGAUCGCGAGCCGAUACGUCUUGAAGGUGUCGGUCUUUGAACGUCCUAUAAAAGAUUAUCCGUUAUUCUUCGACGCGACCGAACAUAAUGAGCCGAUCAAGAUAUACGGGAGACGCGGCAAUGGGAAGGACGAAUUCCAUCAACCAGUCUCGGUCGCAGUGGAUGACGAAGGGAUGAUCUAUAUUUUGGAUACUGGAAAUUCUCGCAUCAAGGUACUCAAUUGUGAUCUAGAGUUUCAAAGACACAUCAACAAUGAAGGCUUGGAGGGCCGUAGUUGCACGGGAAUAUGUAUUUCUCAGCAGGGUCUCGUAGUCGUUAACUGGCGAACGCGAACGAUUACGGAGAUGACUUCGUUAGGUGACACAAUUCGAUCCUUUUCGCAUAACGCGUUUCAAGAACCGAUAGACAUUGCAGUGGACAAGAGUUACGGACAUAUACUCGUCGCUGACAAUGGCCAAAGUUGUGUGUUUGUAUUUGACUCAGACGGCAAGAUACUAUUUCAGGUCGGUAAGAGAGGCACGUUUAAGCUGAUCAGUUCCGUCACUGUUGGCCCUGACGGUGAGAUUUUAGUUGCCGACAGCAGAAUUCAGGUGUUUUCUGCGAAAGGAGAUUUCUCUGAAGAAAUAUAUUCUGAGGGAAAGGGAAAAGGCAUUUACGGAGGAAUAGCCGUAGAUGCAGACGGCAAGGUACUCGGUACCCGAACGGACAAGGGUCGUAGCAUAAUACAAGUAUUGAAGCUAGGUGGAGGAAAUAUCUUAACCGAAAUCGAUUCUCACAGCUCGAAAUUACGACGUCCUGCAGGCAUAGCCAUACUACCGAACAAUCACCUAGUAGUGGUGGACCUGGGCAAUGAUUGUAUAAAGAAAUACAGGUAUUGGUAAAGAAAAGUCGUUCGUUCGAGUAUCAAAAUUCGGUCGCGAGUGGGGAGAAAGUCCAUUGCGAACAUACCAAAUGUGUCAAUCUAAUUUAAAAUUAUUUAUUCAUAUUUUCUUUUGUGGAACUUGUAGCUGUAACGUUGCGUAUUUUGUGAUGGAUAUAAUGCCUGUUUUUUAUAAAUUUUUAUAUAUAGUUUAUAAAUUAUGCAGCAGGAAAAGUGUGGGGCGAAAUAAUAAUAACAAAGAGGAAAUGUGAAUUUUCAUUAGGCAAUAUAUAUUGCUGCAUUGCUGUUGUAUUACGAUUUACGCUUCGCCUUUAUUAUUUCUAAAAUUUUGUUUCAACUUUUUGUGUUCAACCUCACUUUCUCUCUCGUUCCUCGCGUAGAUACAUUAUGAAUAUACAACUGUUUUACCGCGCAUACAAAACAGAGUCAUCCGGAAUGCUCAGUACUUACUGUACGUAUACUUUAAUAUUUUAUAACCGUUUAAGUCAUCGCGCGAUUAAUAUUUAAUCGUUUUAAUGCGUAAAACAACUCUGUUUUGUCGCUGACUAAUAAUAAUAUACCGCGGACAACGAGAGAUUCGCUCCCUCCUAGUUUUGUCAAAUUUUAUAAGAGACUUUCGUUAUUUUCGAUCUUUCGUUAUUGAAUUCAUUUAAUUUCUAUUGAUAUCCAAAGAUCUGUUCAUUGUUUUUGGUUCGCAAAAGCACAGACUUUGAAGAUAAGAUUGGGUUGAAAUCCGCACGAGCAAACGUUCGUCCGAUGGAAUAUGAACAGUUCAAUUAAAGAAAUAGAAUUAAACAAGCUGGUCUCUCUUGUCUUAUCUCAGAUAAAAUUUUUUUUAAUUAGCUCGAUCAAAUUAAACAAGGAGGCGUCGAAUCACUGUUCGCGGCUAUGUACUGUUACUAUAUAGAAGUUGUACGCAUAUACACACUGCCGUUCCAUGUUCAUUUACACCAUAGUCACGAUAAAAUACGUCACGUAAUAUAAAAUCAAUCACAUGUAAAUAAAUCACCUAAAAUACCAUAAUCUUGAGAUCAUACGGACGUUUUAUCAAAUUUGGAACUUUCUGUAUUUUUUAACAUUUCUGUCCACACUCAUUAAAUUCGUUCUAUUCUGCUGUUUCACGCAUUCGAUUUCAUAUCUGUCGAUUUAUUCAGUGCAAUUGAAAAGAACUGAGUUUCUCGUUAUCUGCUUUUUAUUUGACCUCACUUUUUCUAUUUUCUUUUCUUUUCGUCUCACGAAUCUUGAGGUAUUUACAACUCGCAGGAGAUUUUUCGUUUUCCUAACAGACAUGAAAUUUAAGUUACUCAACUUUGGCACUACGUGAUUUUUUAAUUAAGCAAAGCGUAAAUUAUACACUUAGUGUAAGAUAACUAGAAAGUAUAUUAAGAAUUGUACAUAUAUUUUUUCAGUAUUAUCAUAAAUCUCUAUAAAAUUGGCAACAUGGUUUCUUUACACAAGUA
Messenger RNA from Odontomachus brunneus, 4432 nucleotides. RefSeq names its product tripartite motif-containing protein 2-like. The transcript has 11 exons. The record is from RefSeq and is a predicted model, not a curated record. Gene Ontology annotation, molecular function: ubiquitin protein ligase activity; translation repressor activity; protein binding. Lineage: Eukaryota; Metazoa; Arthropoda; Insecta; Hymenoptera; Formicidae. Gene Ontology annotation, biological process: proteasome-mediated ubiquitin-dependent protein catabolic process; negative regulation of translation; protein polyubiquitination. The coding region runs from base 865 to 2973 and encodes 702 amino acids.